Molecule: messenger RNA, 454 nt
Organism: Otolemur garnettii (small-eared galago)
Lineage: Eukaryota; Metazoa; Chordata; Mammalia; Primates; Galagidae
Gene: AGRP
Product: agouti related neuropeptide
Exons: 3
Coding region: 4-402 (132 amino acids)
Biological process (GO): hormone-mediated signaling pathway; positive regulation of feeding behavior; adult feeding behavior
Cellular component (GO): extracellular region
Molecular function (GO): type 1 melanocortin receptor binding; neuropeptide hormone activity
Source: RefSeq, a predicted model, not a curated record
GCCAUGCUGAAUGCAGUGCUGCUAAGCUGUGCCCUGCUGCUGACGUUGCCCACCAUACAGGGGGCCCAAAUGGGCUUGGCCCCCAUGGAGGGCAUCAGAAGGACUGACCAGGCCCUGUUUCCAGAGCUCCCAGGCCUGGGCCUGCAGACCCAGCUGAAGAAGACAACUACAGAACAAGCAGAAGAGGCUCUGCUGCAGGAAGCUGAGGCCCUGGCAGAGGUGCUAGACCCACAGGACCGCGAGCCCCGCUCCCCGCGUCGUUGCGUAAGGCUGAACGAGUCCUGCCUGGGACAGCAGGUACCGUGCUGCGACCCGUGCGCCACGUGCUACUGCCGCUUCUUCAAUGCCUUCUGCUACUGCCGCAAGCUGGGUACAGCUAUGAACCCGUGCAGCCGCACCUAGUUGGCCGACGUUGGGGUCGGGGCAGGGGGAUGUGAAUAAAGGAUGGGACCAA